Penicillium pulvis is the source of this 870-nucleotide messenger RNA. RefSeq names its product class I SAM-dependent methyltransferase. The record is from RefSeq and is a predicted model, not a curated record. Lineage: Eukaryota; Fungi; Ascomycota; Eurotiomycetes; Eurotiales; Aspergillaceae. The coding region runs from base 1 to 870 and encodes 289 amino acids. The transcript has 5 exons.
AUGUCACUUACCAGUACUGUAUGCUCCGACGCCGAAGCAUACGCGCUACCGCGCGGUGGAGACGAGAAUACGAGACUUAAAAACCAACAUCCACUUUUUGAAGACUAUGCAGGCGGCUUGAUCGACGCAUCCAUAUCGAAAUCUAACAUUCGCAGAGUUGCCGAUAUAGCAACAGGUUCAGGGAUCUGGCUAGCAGAUGUGGCGAAGUUGCUCAACAACCCUACCAAUGUUUAUUACGGGUUCGAUAUUGUGGCAUCGCAGUUUCCAGAAAACCCAGGUCCCGAGCUAGGGCGAUUUACGAUGGUGGAACAUGAUAUGACGAAGCCGUUCCCGAAGCAAUACCAUGGCCAAUUCGACUUUGUCAACGUAAGACUUGUUGUGCAAGCGCUGAAGGAAGCGGAGGUGAAGACAGCAGUAUCGAACAUCGCGGCAUUACUUCGACCGGGUGGCCACCUACAGUGGCAAGACCUUGAGUGGACAGACAUUGCGCCUUAUCCACCAUAUCCAGACUACGACGACGUCAAAAGUGUUUUCAAACAUCAUAUGAAGGCCUAUGGGCUAAGUGAAUGUCUUCCGGAUUUGGUGGAAAAAAGUAUGAAAGAAGUGGGGUUUAUAGAGGUCAAUGCUAAGAAGUCAUGGCAUGAUGCGUCCUCUGAACGAGCUGCUGGGGCUACUGCAACUGUUAAUGCAGCAAUGCAAAGCAUGCUACCAAAGGCCCUUGCAACAAGCCUUCGAUCAGAGGGUUCAAAUGUUGAUGAGGCAACGUUUCAGCGGGUAUUAACGCAGCUGAAGCAGAACCUUGAAAGUCUCGUAUUGAGUGGGCAUAAUUUGAAGUUAUCUGCCACAAAAGUCGUGGGAAGUAAGGAAUAA